Molecule: messenger RNA, 1413 nt
Organism: Cryptococcus amylolentus CBS 6039
Lineage: Eukaryota; Fungi; Basidiomycota; Tremellomycetes; Tremellales; Cryptococcaceae
Exons: 8
Coding region: 1-1413 (470 amino acids)
Biological process (GO): transmembrane transport
Cellular component (GO): fungal-type vacuole membrane
Molecular function (GO): transmembrane transporter activity
Source: RefSeq, a predicted model, not a curated record
AUGGCCAUUCCGCAAAACCAACUUCACGUCUCCGAAGAAGCCAUAGAGCUUUCCGACCUCCCCAAAAGCUCAUCUGCCGUCCCACUCGUCCCUAUCGUCUCCUAUCAUUCCACAAACGACCAUGAAGAUAUCGAGCCAAUCGCGCAGUAUGCGCUCCCCCCCGUAGACGGAGGGAAGCAAGCAUGGAUCUUUCUAGCUGCGGCUACUAUGAUUGAGAUAUUGGUCUGGGGUAUCCCGUUUGCUAUUGGCGUGCUUCUUGCUUUUUGGACGUCGACGCUCUUCCCGGACCAGUCGAGCUCCACUCUGACCCUUGCAGCGACGCUCCAAACCGGAUUGCUUUACAUGAACUCUGCUGUCAUCGGGCCACUCUUGACGGCAGUUCCGCGAUGGCAGAAAACGUUCCAGGUCAUUGGUAUCCUCGCUGCCUCUGUUGCUUUGAUUGCUAGUGCUUUCGCCUCGAAGCCUUGGCACAUCUUGGUGACUAUCGGAUUGCUGUAUCCUCUAGCGGGCGCGGCGUACUUUCCUUGUGGUACCCUUUUGUUUGAGUGGUUCCAUGCCAGAAGGGGUUUAGCGUCGGGUGUGAUGUACGCAGGUGACUCACAGAAGCUGACUUGUCUACCAGGUGGCUUCAUCUUCCCUUUCAUCAUGAGCGGUCUCCUCCAACACCUCGGCUACAAGAAAGCCAUGAUCAUCACCGGUUCUGUCUUUGGAGUCGUCGGUACCAUCUGUCUCUGCUUCAUCCGCCGUCGCGUGCCUAUCGCUUCUCGGUACCAGCCCGAUAGCGAAAGAAGGAGGGAGAAUACACCCGACUGGUCGUUCUUGAAGAGUUUUCUGCUGAUUAUCAGUCUUGCUACCAUCCUAUUGACGAGUCUUGGCAAUUUCAUCCCCAGCUUGUGGAUCCCGACAUACGCAAACGACCUCCACCUCUCCCACCCAAACGGCGCCAACCUCCUCUCCAUCCUCAACGCCGCCUCCGUCCCCGGCAACGCCCUCAUGGGCCUCCUCUCCGACCGUCUCCCCAUGCGUAUCGUCAUCCUCAUCUCCUGCCUCUUCAGCGGCUUGUCUGUCGCCUUUUUGUGGGGGUUCGGGACGUCGAAGGGCAUGUUGGUGGCGUUUUGUGUGGUGUUUGGGAUGUUUGGGCCGAGUUUUUGUGCGGUUUGGAGUAAGAUGAAUGCUGCUAUUGCGAAGGAUAACACGUUCCAGUUUGGGAUGAUAUUCUCAUUCUUCAUGUUUACCAGAGGUGUCGGCAACUUUUCAUCUGGCCCCAUAUCUGAAGCACUUCUCAAGUACGACGCUCUCCAUGGCACUAUCGGCGGAUACGGCUUCAACAACUAUGGCGUGCUUUUGCUCUUUUCGUCCCUGAUGAUAUUGAGCGGGACUGUCACCGGAGCUUUGUUUGUCGAAAAACGUUGA